Cynocephalus volans (Philippine flying lemur) is the source of this 1371-nucleotide messenger RNA. RefSeq names its product 5-hydroxytryptamine receptor 3E-like. The transcript is spliced from 9 exons. Gene Ontology annotation, biological process: monoatomic ion transmembrane transport; regulation of membrane potential; chemical synaptic transmission. Gene Ontology annotation, cellular component: neuron projection; plasma membrane; synapse. NCBI's taxonomy places the organism in Eukaryota, Metazoa, Chordata, Mammalia, Dermoptera, Cynocephalidae. The record is from RefSeq and is a predicted model, not a curated record. Gene Ontology annotation, molecular function: serotonin-gated monoatomic cation channel activity; acetylcholine-gated monoatomic cation-selective channel activity. Bases 1 to 1371 code for a protein of 456 amino acids.
AUGGAAGGAAGCAAGCUCCACAGGGAGAGAUCUCCCUUCUACCUGGUUCUCGCUCUUCUGCUUCAAGGAAGGGGCAGUACUUUCACCAUCAAUUGCUCAGGGUUUGGCCACUAUGGGGUGGAUCCCUCUAUUCUGAACCCGGUGUUUGAGAGAAAGGCCUUCCGUCCAGUCACCAACAUCAGCCUCCCUACAAGAGUCAACAUCUCCUUCACGAUGUCUGUCAUCCUAGAUGUGGAUGAACAGCUACAGCUCUUGUCAUCAUUCCUGUGGCUGGAAAUGGUCUGGGAUAAUCCAUUUAUCAGCUGGAACCCAGAGGAGUGUAAGGGCAUCGCGAAGUUCAGUAUAGCAGCCAAGAACCUGUGGCUCCCGGACAUUUUCAUCGUUGAGUCCAUUGAUGUGGAUAAGACCCCAAAAGACCUCAAAGCGUAUGUGAGUAAUGAAGGUCGCAUCGAAUAUAAUGAACCCAUGAAGGUGUCCAGUGUGUGUAACCUGGACAUCUUCUACUUCCCCUUUGACCAGCAGAACUGCACACUUACCUUCAGGUCAUUCGUCUACACAGCGGAACACUUGGUGCUGGGCAUGGAGAAAGAAGUGUGGGAAUUAACAGACGUGUCCCGGGAGAUCGUUCAGGCCUAUGGAGAGUGGGAGCUCCUGAGCAUAAAGAAGGCAACCCCAAAGAUGUCUGUGGGCCCCAACUUGUAUGAUCAGAUCGCGUUCUAUGUGUCUGUCAGGCGCAGGCCCAGCCUCUACAUCAUAAACCUUCUGAUGCCAAGUAGCUUUCUGGUUGCCAUCGACGCCAUCAGCUUCUACCUGCCAGCAGAAAGCGAGAACCGUGCCCCAUUCAAGAUAACCCUUCUGCUGGGCUACAACGUCUUCCUGCUCAUGAUGAAUGACUUGCUCCCCACCAAUGGCACCUCGCUCAUCAGUGUCUACUUUGCCGUGUGCCUGUCCCUGAUGGUGGUCAGCCUGCUGGAGACCGUCUUCAUUACCUACAUGCUCUACCUGGCCACCACCCAGCCACCUCCCAUGCCUCGGUGGCUCCAAGCCCUGCUGCUGCACUGCACCAGACCAAGGAGAUGCUGCCCCACUGCACCCCGGAAGGGAAAUAAGGGCCUGGGUCUUGCCCCCACCCACCUGCCCGACCUGAAGGAGCCAGCAGAGUUGGUGGGGACAGUGCCAGGCCCCAGAGAAGCAGGGUCAAAUGGGUGCCCUGAAUCAGUGAGGGCUCAGCAUGAACAGGAGGCCCAGAAACAGCACUUGAUAGAACUGUGGGUGCAGUUCAGCCUCAUGAUGGACACCCUGCUCUUCUGCCUCUACCUGCUCUUGUUGGCCUCCUCCAUCAUCACGGUCAUCGUCCUCUGGAACACCUAA